Moesziomyces antarcticus is the source of this 1113-nucleotide messenger RNA. Its product is annotated as tumor-related protein. Gene Ontology annotation, cellular component: cytoplasm. The transcript has a single exon. Gene Ontology annotation, molecular function: protein-lysine N-methyltransferase activity. Lineage: Eukaryota; Fungi; Basidiomycota; Ustilaginomycetes; Ustilaginales; Ustilaginaceae. Gene Ontology annotation, biological process: peptidyl-lysine methylation. The coding region runs from base 1 to 1113 and encodes 370 amino acids. The record is from RefSeq and is a predicted model, not a curated record.
AUGCCCGCCGACGGUAGCAACGGCGCUGUCGAUCCCAACUUUCCCGCUGGUCUGCGCAUCCAGCCCAGCAGUUCGAAUCGGCCAAGACCCCCUUCUCCCAAAACAACUGCGGACCCCAACUCGCAGACCGAACCGAGCGAUGGAGAGACGCCUUCGUGGGAGGUGGAUACUGCGCAGGACAUCGAGCUCUACGGAAUCGCAGGAAGGAUUUGGGAGGCAGCGUAUUUGCUCGCACGCUAUCUGGUGCCUCCAAGCCAAGCGGGCGCUUCGCUCGAGUUUGAUCCGCAAUGCUCGUUCUUCCCCUCGCCAGGGCAGGCGCCGCUAACCAUCGUCGAGCUCGGCUCGGGCGCGGGAUAUGGAUCGCUGCAUCUGGCACGCCAGCUCGUGCGUCACGCAGAUGCUUUGACGGAGCGACCACCUCGGACACGGCUGGUGCUGACCGAUCUCGAAAACGUCGUGCCGCUGAUGGAGCGUAACGUUGCGCGUGCUGGCUACAAAGAGGCCACCGACAUCCUCGAUGCGCGUGUGCGAAGUCUGGCUUGGGGGAAUCAAGCGCAUUCCUCGAGCCUGAUCGCCGAACUGCAAGACGACGAUCGCUCAUCUGGCAACCCAAUCACGCACAUCCUCUGCUCGGACCUGGUCUACUUUCCCGAGCUACUGCCACCGUUGCUACGAUCCAUCAUUUCGCUCUCCAAUCCCACUAACUCAGACAACAGGAUAGAGCAGUCGACAGACUCGGGUCCACAACUUGUGAUUUCGUACAAGAUCCGCUCGCUGACCAAGGAGCAGCCGUUCUGGUCUGCACUUGGCUCGUGGUUCGAGUUUGGAGCCGUCGACUGCCGCACAGCCAAGGGCGAGUGGCACCGGUUUGGAAGCGAGGGCGCCGACUACGGUGCGUCUGUGGACGCUGACCAGGAACUGUUUGUGUUUGUGGGUCAUCGACGCCCCGACACAUUCGACCGACUGGCACCGGAGCGCGACACCGAGCUCAUGCAAGGCAAAAGGCUGCGACCGUGUGCCGAGUCGGACAGCUACGAGCUCGAGACGCCUGCAUCGGGACAAGACUACUUUGAAUGGCUGCUCCUCUCCAACAUGGGUGCAGGUCUGGGCUGA